This is a messenger RNA of Trypanosoma theileri, 825 nucleotides long. RefSeq lists its product as uncharacterized. The coding region runs from base 1 to 825 and encodes 274 amino acids. The record is from RefSeq and is a predicted model, not a curated record. The transcript has a single exon. Lineage: Eukaryota; Euglenozoa; Kinetoplastea; Trypanosomatida; Trypanosomatidae.
AUGAUGCAGUUACGCCACGUUUUCCUCACUAUCGUUGUGAUAAUGAGCACCUCCUUUGUGUGUGUGUUGGCUCAAGCUGCUGAACCGACUCUGGAGACUACGAUGAAAGAGAACGUAGAUGAUACUACGUCUUGCUCUCCUGAUAAACAUCCUUGCGCAACAAAGAAACCGGCGUCCGCACAACCAAAAGAACCGAUAUCUAGUGAGCCUGAUCAGGAUUCUGUACUUGAAUCUCUUGCGGAGCCUGGUAGUAGAGAUGGUGAUAGUAGUGGUAAGGGAAAUGCAAAGACCUCACAAGGACCUCGUGGAGGAAAGGAUACAAAUACAGAAGGUCGUGUUGGUGUUGGUGGACUUGCUGCUGAAGACGGAAGCCUUACAAGAGAAAGAGGUGAUGGUGUUGAUUCUGAGGUACAGGCUAAGCGGAAUGCCAACAAUCCACAAGGCCAGGGAGCGGAACGGCAAGAACCUCAAACGAAUAUUGGGAGUACAAGAAGUACUGUAACAUCUUCACCACUUGUUGACGUGAACGUUAAAGGUACUGUUCAAAGUAUUGAGAAGCAAGAUGCAGGAGGAAAUGGUGUUCAUUCUUCCUCACAAUCUUCAGGUGCAGCUAAUACAGAUUCAACAGUUUCUCAGAACACCCACGGCGGUACAACAGAACAACCUCAAUCUUCUCACAACAACCAAACUUCUCAAGGACAUAUUGUUGAAGCUGAGAAUUCUAAUGGUGUUACGAAACCUGCAGAGGAUGAUUCAACAAACGAGACUGACACUAUAACCAAUAAUAAUGAAGAAUCAACCACCACCACCACCACCACCACNUAA